Ailuropoda melanoleuca (giant panda) is the source of this 3399-nucleotide messenger RNA. It is a transcript of the gene HES4, whose product is annotated as hes family bHLH transcription factor 4. NCBI's taxonomy places the organism in Eukaryota, Metazoa, Chordata, Mammalia, Carnivora, Ursidae. Gene Ontology annotation, biological process: regulation of DNA-templated transcription. The record is from RefSeq and is a predicted model, not a curated record. Gene Ontology annotation, molecular function: protein dimerization activity; DNA binding.
CAGGAACUAUGGCAGGAGUGGCUGGGGAAAGUGACGGAAUCAGGAGUAAAACACAUAGGAAGUGAGACAAGGCCCCCAGGUGCUGAGACAACUCCAACAAGAGCUGCCUUCUCCCCAAAAGAUCCCACCGCGGAGAAGACUUCCGGACACCCCGUCAGAAGAAGAGUUUCCUCCCCCAGCAGCCCACCCAUUUCUGUUAUAACAAAACGAUUGUUUUUGCUUGCUGUCUCCUCCGACACCGGAUUAGAAGCCCCAGCAGCUGUCCAGGCCCACAGCGGGCCUCCGGAAAUGUCUAUGGGAUGGGUACCACACCGCUGCCAGGCCCCCAUGGACUGGGCACCAGGAAUUCUCAAAAGACUGGCCGUGCGACAUAAUUCUAGAUGAAAACAAUAUCGAACAGGAAAAUAAUAGUCUUGUUUCUGCCACCGUGCCACUUCGAAACAAAGAUUUUAACAAUUGCUCCCCAGUAUUUUGUGAGCCCUAUUUCGUUGCUGGUUCGCCGGCUGUUGCAUAAUCUAGAAGAGUGUGACAUCACCAGCCCCACAGCAUCCCCUCAUCUGGCUUGUACCCUCACCGACCUUCACCCUGAGAUGUCACCUGAUUAUCUGGGGGCGUUGCCAGCCCUGCCGGUGACAUCUUUCUGCUCAUCGGUGACGUCACCCCACCUGUCCUGCAAUAUCACCCUCAUCGUUCUAUGCCAUCAUUUCAUUGUCCUGUGACGCCACCCUGCCUGCUUCGACUUCAGCCAGCCGACCUCUCUCCUGCCCUGCGGCUGGUGUUCCACGUUCGCCGUCCAAUAGGCCUUGAAGUUCCUGCCGCGAACUCUGCGCCCCAUCCCCACCCCGGGCCCCGCGGGGUCUGAACUGGAGCCUCGCGCCCAGCCCGGGAGAUUCGCCGCCCCGGGCAGUCCGAAGAGGCCGGGUCCUGGCGCACGGCGCGGGACGCGGCCGCGAGGAGGGGCCGGCGAUUUUCCCGCUCCGUCCCGGCGUAGCUAGAGGCGGGCGCGGGCCGGGCUGGUGGGCCGGGAGCCUAGGCGUGCCUGACAUUUGGCGGGGGCGGCAGGCGGGGUGGGCGGCCGGCGCAGGGCGGGGGGCGGGCGGGCGGAGCGCAGCCUCUCAUUGGCCGGCGAGAGCGUGGGAAAGAAGGCCGAGCCGGGUUCACACACCCUGCGGCCGCGCUGCCUUAAAUAGCCGCGCGCCCGGGAUCUCUUCGCGCCGGCCUGCAGCCCGGGACUCGACGGAGAAGAGCACGGACGCCACGCGCCCGCCAGCCCCUGGCGGCGCCCUCCGCCUGGCUCCGGAGGCGCGGGGGCGCACCAUGCCUGCGGACACCCCCGGGAAGCCGAGACCCUCGCCGCUGGCAGGAGCGCCGGCCGCCAGAACCCCGAAUAAGCCCCGAAGCGCGGCGGAGCACCGAAAGGUGGGGACCUGGCGGGGCGUGGGUUGGGAGCGUGGGGGCGGGACGGACGGACGCGGGACUCUGCCCCAGCCCGACCCACAGUCUUCCAAGUCGGUCAUGGAGAAGCGGCGCCGAGCGCGCAUCAACGAAAGCCUCUCGCAGCUCAAGACCCUCAUCCUGGACGCCUUCAGGAAGGAUAGCUCCCGCCAUUCGAAGCUGGAGAAAGCAGACAUCCUGGAGAACACGGUGAGGCCUAGGAGCCUGCGGCGAGUGCAGGUGACAGCCGCGCUCAGCGCUGACCCAGCCGUCCUGGGCAAGUACCGCGCCGGCUUCAACGAGUGUUUAGCGGUGAAUCGCUUCUUGGCCGGCUGCGAGGGCGUCCCGGCCGACGUGCGUUCUCGCCUGCUUGGCCACCUGGCGGCCUUCCUGGGCCAGCUGGGGCCCUCGCGCCGCCCGUCUCCAUCGCCCCCCGCUGCGGAGGCCCGGGCGCCCGAGGUCUACGCCGGCUGCGCGCCGCUCCUGGCGUUCGACCGCCCCUUCCCCCUGCUGCGCGCUGGGUCCGCAUUCGCGCUGCGGCUGCCUCUGGGCCUGACUGGGGCGCCCCCCAACGUCCCUAGAGCGGGGCUGCAGAACGGGUGCGCGCCCUGGAGGCCGUGGCUGCGGUGAGGCCUGAUCCUCAGACUGUGGCGGAGGCUGCACCCCGUUCUAGGGCCGUGGCCUCUGAGUGUACCGGAGAAUACUUGUUUCCAGAGGCCGCGUCGAGAGAGUUUGAUCUUUUUUUGUCUUUGUGAAGACUCCAGUCUGGCGUUUUGCCCGGGGAGGGGGGGUGUCUGCUGGUUGCUUUGUGCUGACUUCGGGGGCGGGACUGCUGGUGGCCCUUCCCCAGGCUCUGUACCCCGUGCCGGCCCUUCCUCUACCCCAAGGCUGGGCCGGUGUGCCUGCAUCCGUGCAGCAGCCAGCCACCCUCCCGGGAGUGUUGGGGAUGUGAGAAGCCACUCAGCAAAGUGACAGUCACAUUUUCUACAAUGCAACCCAAUGUCGGAAACCACUUUGGCGGCAUCACUGCGCAAGGAUUUUUUGUUUGUUUGUUUUUUAAGGUACCUUACCCCAGUCCCACUCCUGUGGACCUUGGAAGGUGGAGACAUUGUCACACUCUUGUACUGGGCCGCUGAGCUGUGGCGAGAGGUGAUCACGCCCUGAAGCUUCAGUUCUGGCUUGGUCCACUCCCUACUUUGUUCUCAUGGUUCAACGCAAAGCUGCCUGGACUGAGCCUGCCCCAGGCCAGUGUUUGGCCAGGAGAGGAGUGCCAUCAGGAGAGGUUGACUGAGUCCUAAGGACAGGAACUGGGGCAAGGCUUGCCAAGAGCACUCAGUGUCAGGGUUGGGGGGGGCACUCUCCCACCAGAGUCCCGUCCUGCUGUGUACCCUGGGAGGGGAGGUCUCCCCCCUAGUGGGAAAAGACUUGGAGGGUGGUCCUGCCCAUGCCUCUGUUCUGAGCACCUGCUGUGUGUCAGCCCUAUAGUCCUGGGCAGGAAUGCUAGGCAGCAUUGGACAUCAGCCCUGAGUCACUGUCCUGCGGUCCUAGGUCUCCCUGAGCUGCUGCUGGGGGCUGUGCUCCAGUCGUAAUGAGGGGGUGAUCUGAGUCAUACAAGCUGAGACUGGAGUGUCUCAUCCUGAGUCCAUGUGAGGCUGAGCCAAGACUCAUUUCCCAAAUGCAGCUGAGUUUAUCAGAUGGUUGCCGGCCACCUGCCUGGCCAGGGCCCAUCAAGGAGAAAGAGGACACUUUCUGCUGAAUAAUAGAGGAAACACCUCCUGGCAAGGCUGUGUGGUAGGGGUCGGGGAGGAAUCUGGACCUCCUCCUGGGGAGAAGGCGGCUAGAAGGCUGAUCUUUUCCCUCCACCACCAGGAGGAGUCUCAUUGGGUAUCUGGGGUCUCCUUCCAGUCCAGUUCCUGGCAAAGACCAAGAGCCAAUAAAUGUUUGCUAAAUUCAUGUGCACGGUCA